Messenger RNA from Coccomyxa subellipsoidea C-169, 3258 nucleotides. RefSeq lists its product as hypothetical. Gene Ontology annotation, molecular function: Hsp70 protein binding. The coding region runs from base 388 to 3258 and encodes 956 amino acids. Gene Ontology annotation, biological process: cellular response to misfolded protein. The transcript is spliced from 24 exons. The record is from RefSeq and is a predicted model, not a curated record. NCBI's taxonomy places the organism in Eukaryota, Viridiplantae, Chlorophyta, Trebouxiophyceae, Coccomyxaceae. Gene Ontology annotation, cellular component: endoplasmic reticulum membrane.
CUAGCACUUAGUUGGUCUCACACGUUUGGCAGAGAGGGCUACUUGCACAAAAAUAAGAACGCCACAUUUAUCUCGGCUAAGGAUGCCAGGCACAUGUAGUGCUCUUGUUUUUUAGUAAUGAUCAAACACCAGUAGAUAGCAAGACGUCAAUUUUGGUGAUAAGUGGUUCGUAUCAAGUUUGGGUAAGUUGCUUGGCAAGCAAUGCUUGCGGUCGUAGUCCCAUACAUAUAUAUAUAUAUAGAGCUUGAUCGCUGCUGCGGCGUUCAGGACAUCAUAAUGGUGCUUCCAACGAGUUGAGGGCAUAAGAAGACCAGCGAACAACGAGGUGGCACGCCACUGACUAAAAACAAUUUUUUCUCGAACACGAAGUCAUUGUGAAUUCCAAGGAUGGUAAACUCGGAAGCAGAAAAUAGCCCAGAAGCACCUCUGGAUCAGGCAACUCGACAGGAGCUUCUAUCUUUGAGAGGAAAGGACGCCAAAUUCGAUGGUCCAACAGAGGAAGUUGAGCGGAUCAUUCGCGUGCAGAAGAAUUUCUAUGCAGUUCUCAAGGUGAAGAAAGACACGCCACCCAAUGAGAUCCGGGUCAACUACUUCAAGGCGUCCAGGCUGGUGCACCCGGACAAGUGCUCGCACCCGCAGGCCAAGGACGCCUCCGCCAUAGUCAACCAGGCCUACGACACACUCUCCACCUCAGUCAAAAAAGUCCUCUACGACAGGUAUGUUGACGAUGCCGGGGACUUGGACGCGCCGGACGGGGUUUCAUAUGCAGAUUGGGAAGCGCAGCAGGCGGUGAAUGUGCAGAUACCGGCCUGGAUGGAAGCAGUGCUGCGCAUCCCUGGGGGCGGCAUCUGCUUGCUCAUCAUCCUGCUGCCUGUCACGUUGCUGCUGGUUCUCCUGUGCCUUGUGCUGUUUAUCAUCUGCCUGCCGGUGCGCCUGGUGCUGGGGCUCUGCUGCGGCGUCAAGCUGCAGCCGCCGCAGAGGGAACGGCCUGAAGACGGGUCCGAGCUCGAUCGGGACGAAGACCCCGUGAUCAUAAACAUUCCCCCGGACGUCGUCGUCGACCGCCCCGGAAGCUCCGCCGCGCCGCAGGAAUGCAUCAACGCGAUGUCAUCAGAUUCGGCUGCAGACUUCCUUUCGAAGAUCCACUGGUUUGAUGGCCUCACCAUUGCCACGGCACAACUGACAGCCUUGGACGCCUCGCAAUUCUCCAAUGUCCUUACGCCAGAUAGGAUAGCUUUGGGGGUCAUCAGCCUUAUCCUCAGCGUCCUGUACCUCCUCAAGGCACAGGACGCUGGCAGCAUCAGCUCCCAACUGGCAGAAGCAACCAGCCGCUCACAGGCAGCCGAUGAGGCCCUCCGCACCAGCAACAAAGAAAAGGAGUUGCUGCAGCGGGAGCUCUCAUCAGCGCAAGAGGAGGCAAAAGAUCUGGGGAGGAGCCUGGCAGAGGCGUCUGAGAGCUACACGCGAGCGGCCGAGGCACUGGGCGACAGCCAGAAGUGCGUGCAACGGCUGACGUCCACCCUGGAAGGGGUCAGUGACGCGCGCGAACAGCUGGAAGCUUCCCUGCAGUCUGCCAAGGAGCGGGAGCAUGAGGUGACUCAGCAGCUGGCGACCACGGCUGGCAGCGUUGUGUCACUCAAAGCGCAGGCGGCGGCCGCUGCGGCGGAAACCGGCGCGCUGCAGAGGGAGCUGCAGAGCGUGAAGCAGGACUAUAGAGUCAUGGCCCUCAAGCUGGAGGACAAGAUUGACGCGCUGACAGAGGAGGUGAAAGGGAGGGACAGGCAGCUGGCCGAGGCACGGGAAGCAGCCGCGAAGCUGUCGGCGAAGGAGCAUCAGCUGGGCCAGCAGCUGGCAAAGACUGAGAAGCUACUGAAGAAUUCCCAGGCCGAGGCGGCGAAUCUGCUGGUGGAGCUGAGGGCGGCGGAAGAGGCGCAGGGAACGCAGCGCGAGACUGUGGCCGCCCUGGAAGCUGCCCUGAAGGAGGCGCGCGAGCGCGGGGCGGCAGCUGUUGCGCAGCUGGCGGCUGAACGCGAGUCGGCCGCCACCCUCGAGAAGGCGCGCGCGGCCGCCGUGCAGGAUGCGCGUGAGCUGCUGGCUGAGAUUCGGGAGCUCACGUUUGCAUUGGAAGAGUCCAACGCGGCCGCCCAGCAACUGCAGACGGAGCUGACCGCAGCGCAGGAGGAGGCGAAGGGGCUGGUAAGGGAUCUCGAGGAUGGAGCAGCGGACCGGGCGCGGCUGCAGUCCGAGGCGGAUGCAGCAAUACGCGUCGCGCGCGAGCUCAAGUCUGCAUUGGAGGAGUCCAACACAGCCGCUGAGCACCUGCACACCGAGCUGGCCCUUGCCCAGGAGGAGGCUGCCGGGCUGGCAAGAGAUUUGGAGGACGCUGCGGCGGAUCGGACGCGGCUGCAGUCGGAGGUGGAUGCGGCGGUGCAGGACGCGCGAGAGGCGCUGGGCCGCGAGUCAGACAUCCAGGAGCAGCUGCAGCGGGCAGACCAGGUGAAUGAGGAUCUGCAGGCGAAGCUGGCGGAGGCUGAGAAGGGUGCACUGGUGGCGCAGUCCCAGGCACUACAGCUAUCAGAAGCCGAGCACAAGGUGCUGAUGCUGGGGGAUGAGCUGGAGAGCAGUAAGAGGGAGGCCAAGAGCGACAUCAGGCGCCUCUCAGUGGAGCUGCAAGGCCUGCGCGACCACCAGGCAGCCCUCUCAAGCCAGGCAGCAAAGAUGAACGGGGUGGUGUACAUAGUCAGCAUCGUGCUCACUGUAUAUUGGGUCUUGCUUGGAUCUGACGAGUGUAACAAGAGCUGCACAAUGUGUCAAGGGAGCGCUCUUGAGAAGUGGUCUGUUGCACCACAGGAUGAGUUGGCGGCUCGGUCAGAGGCUGCAACAGAGCUGCAGGAAGCUCAGGCGGCGAUCAGCCGUCUCAAUGCGGCGCUUGCAGACGCUCAGAAAGCCGCCAACGGCAGCUUGGCCCGGGGCAAGGGGCGUGCCAGCGGCGGCAAGGCGAAAGCGCAGGCGGCUCCGGUUGAUCAGGUGAUCACCUCGCCAGAGCCCAUAGAUGGAGAGGCCCUGGCUGCGGCUGCGAUGGUCUCGGCGGCCAACAGGCGAGCGAUAGAGGUGCGCGCAGAGGCGGCCAUGCUCGUCGAGGCCGUCGAAGACCGCGCCGCAUCGGUAGUGCAGGAGGCUCAGGAAGAGGCGGCCAGGCACGCUGCAGAGGUGGAGCGCCUGAAGCAGGAACUGGCGCGCACCGCUGCCGAGCAGUGA